AACCACAGAGAGAUUUCGAUUACGGCUCCGGCGAGCCUCUCCUUCUUCUUCUCUAGAGAAGUCUUCUUAGUUUGGUUUAAGCUUGCAGACAACCUUGCAAGUUUUUCCCUUUCUUGAUGGGUUUCUUUUGGAAUUUGCCUAUCUAGUUCGAUUCAUGUGUGAUCUUGAGAUUGAGUUGCCGUCCAAUUGUGACACUUAAGGCAUGUUCCUGUGUACUAGAAGAGAAUAGCGAUAUAAGAAAGCAACAAUGGUUCGCUUGUUUUUGUCGGAGCCUAACUGGAAAGAAGAUAGAGGAGGUGGAGAUAGUGGGGUUUCCAAGCAAUGGAUAUUGCUUUUGAACCAAUUGGAAUCCGUUAUCUGGUCGUUGAUGACUUCUGGGGGUCGAGCAGAAGCUCGUUUAUGGCUAUGCAAUACAAUAGCAGGCAUUACUUCCAUAACCUCUCGCCAGCAGCGGGACCUAUUCGUGAACUUACUAAGAACCAGGCUUCCAAAUCAGGGUUUAGCAUCCCAGCUUUUGCAAAUGAUAUUUGAAAAGAGGCCGCAGAAAGCAGGGCCUGUCAUAGCCGAGAGAAGCUAUGUGCUUGAGAAGUUCUUUGAAGGAAAUCCAAAGCGUAUAAUGCAAUGGUUUUCUAACUUUGCUGGUGGUGGUGGAUUGGAUCAUAAAAAAGGUGCCAAAGCAUUAUCACAAUUCGCAUUUGUGAAUCGUGAUAUAUGCUGGGAGGAGCUUGAGUGGAAAGGAAAACAUGGGCAAUCACCUGCGGUGGUGGCUACAAAGCCUCAUUACUUUCUUGAUUUGGAUGUCCAACGAACAAUAGAAAAUUUUCUUGAAAACGUACCUGAAUUUUGGUCAUCCAGUGAGUUUGCUGAGUCCUUGAGAGAUGGUGAUAUUUUGUCCAUUGAUACUAAAUACUUUGUAGAAUUUUUUGUUGGCUUGAUGUACAAAGAGGAUUCAAAUGUAUGGGAUGUCAUAAGUGAGUUUCUUAUGGAGGAAUCUUUUUCAUCUUUGUGUAAUCGCCUCCUUAUCAGUCUUGAAGAGAGGGAAUUGCUCGCUGCUCUAGAAUUGCUUCAUAGAUAUUAUAGCCUAAACAUGGAACCUGUGGAUUUUGGUAACUCAUCUUGUUGGCUUGAUUUUGUACUUUCCAAAUUCAAUGAUUGUGAAUCUCUUGAUCAGCUACUUCUGUUAAAUGCGGUUACAAAUCAAGGACGCCAGCUUCUGCGGCUUGUGAAUGAUGAAGAGUCACAGGAGGAACAAACAAAAAUCAAGGACAUUGUAUCUCAGAUCUGCACUAUCUCAAGCACUGCCAACAGCUUGGUCCCUUUUCUGAAGGAGUGCUUCAAGAUGAAAACCAUGGAAGCAACUAAGUUCUUGGGGCUUCAGUCUUGGGUUAUUCAUUAUGCGUUAUCGGAGGAAAACUGGAUUUCUGAGUCCUGGGAAUCUUUAUUUUCAAAUAAUGGUAUAAGUUUUCGAAAAUCUGAUAAAUAUGCAAUGCUACAUCAUGAUGGAUUGUCGGAAGAAAAUGACUCUGAAUUGGAUGAUGGUGCAUCAGUUAAAAGAAAGCAUAGGAAGAAAAAGAAAAGUAGAAAAAAGAGGAGAAGGAACUUUGAUGAUGAUGACAUCUAUGACAAUGAGCUGCUGGAUCUCCAUGCAUCAAACAGUCAGCUGGAAUUGCAAACAAAGUCUGGAAGUUGGUUGCUCUCUACAGAUGGAUUUUCUGCAUCAUGGACCAAUGUGGACUUGCCUGAACACCUCUCAAAGUUUUGCUUUUCUGUGUGGAUGAAGUGGGUUUUUGCUAAGUGAUGCAACUUACUUCAUGCAGCCUAGGAUGGUAAAUAUUGGGUUGAAAGCAGAAUUCUUUCUGCUGCACAGACUUGAGUCGUGUCUGCUCAACUGAUUGAUUCAGGAUCUGCUGAUUUUGUGGGACGUGUUCGUGUGUGUUGGCAUUUUGCUAGACUAGACUACUGUUUCCAAAGGUUUUUAAGGUUUGAACUUUGGCAGAAAAAAUUCAUCUGCAAUUAUUGUUCUCAUAAGUCUAUAGACCUGCAUGCUGAACAGCUUGAGAUGGGAGAGCCAGCCUGCACACAAAGAUUUGCAGAUUCACAGAUUGGCCAUCAGAUUUUGCAGACUAGAAAAACACAGAUUUCUUCCCCGGUGAUGCCAUUUUUUGCUAGGAAUCUACUUGCUCAUAUGGUUGAUCAUAGAGAUGGAAGUGAAAAAAGUUCAAUAAAAACCAAUUUUGUCUAUGGAA
This is a messenger RNA of Hevea brasiliensis (rubber tree), 2246 nucleotides long. RefSeq lists its product as uncharacterized. The record is from RefSeq and is a predicted model, not a curated record. Bases 248 to 1798 code for a protein of 516 amino acids. The transcript has 5 exons. NCBI's taxonomy places the organism in Eukaryota, Viridiplantae, Streptophyta, Magnoliopsida, Malpighiales, Euphorbiaceae.